Carlito syrichta (Philippine tarsier) is the source of this 1488-nucleotide messenger RNA. It is a transcript of the gene IL6R, whose product is annotated as interleukin 6 receptor. Gene Ontology annotation, biological process: interleukin-6-mediated signaling pathway; positive regulation of cell population proliferation; positive regulation of tyrosine phosphorylation of STAT protein. Gene Ontology annotation, molecular function: interleukin-6 binding; interleukin-11 receptor activity; interleukin-11 binding. Lineage: Eukaryota; Metazoa; Chordata; Mammalia; Primates; Tarsiidae. Gene Ontology annotation, cellular component: external side of plasma membrane; signaling receptor complex; membrane. Bases 1 to 1488 code for a protein of 495 amino acids. The record is from RefSeq and is a predicted model, not a curated record. The transcript is spliced from 12 exons.
AUGGGCAACCCGGGCCGCCAGACGCGGCGAGAGGGGUCCUGCGGAGCUCAGGUGCGGCGCCGCGGCAGGAAGCCACCCCCCAGCGGGCCGGUCCGCUGCGCGCUGCUGGCCGCCCUGCUGGCCGCGCCGGGGGCGGCGCUGGUCCCGGGGCGCUGCCCGGCGCUGGAGGUAGCGAGUGAUGUGCAGACCAGUCUGCCUGGAGUCAGCGUUACCCUGACCUGCCCGGGGGAAGAACCAGAAGACAACGCCACUGUUUACUGGGAGAUCAGGAAUCGGGUCGAGGGCUCGCAACCCGGAAGAUUGGUCAGCAAAGGAAGGAGGCUGCUUCUGAGGUCGGUGCAGCUCAGUGACUCUGGAAACUAUUCGUGCUACCUGGACGGCCGCCCAGCUGGGACUGUGCACCUGCUCGUGGAUGUUCCCCCAGAGGAGCCCCAGCUCACCUGCUUCCGGAAGAGCCCCCUCAGCAAUGUGGUUUGUGAGUGGAGUCCGCAGAGCCUCCCUUCCCCGACGACCAAGGCUGUGCUGUUGGUGAAGAAGUUUCAGAACAGUCUGAUACAAGACUUCCAAGAACCAUGCCAGUAUUCUCAGGAGUCCCAGAAGUUCUCUUGCCAGUGGGCCAUCCCAGAGGAGGACAACUCUUACAGCUACAUAGUGUCCCUGUGUGUCACCAACAACGUUGGGAGCAAGUCCAGCAGAUCCCAGACAUUUGAAGGUUUUGGAAUCCUGCAGCCUGACCCGCCUGUCAAUAUCACUAUCACUGCUGUGGCCAGACAUCCCCACUGGCUCAAUGUCACCUGGAAAGACCCUCACUCCUGGAACUCCCGCUUCUACAGGCUACAGUUUGAGCUUCGAUACCGAGCUGAACGGUCCAAGACGUUUACAACAUGGAUGGUCAAGGAUUUCCAGCAUCACAGUGUCAUUCACGACGCCUGGCGUGGCAUGAGGCACGUGGUUCAGCUUCGGGCCCAGGAGGAGUUUGAACAAGGCUCGUGGAGCGAGUGGAGCCCGGAGGUCAUGGGCACCCCUUGGACAGAAUCCAGGACUCCUCCAGCUGAGACUGCGGUGCCCACCUCCAUGCCGGCACCUACCACAAAGGGUGAUGAGGAUGUUCUCCAUGAAGAUUCUGUAAAUGCAACAAGCCUUCCAGUGCAAGAUUCUUCCUCCGUACCGCUGCCCACAUUCCUGGCAGCUGGAGGAAGCCUGGCCUUCGGAACGCUCCUCUGCAUUGGUGUUGUCCUGAGGUUCCAGAAGACAUGGAAGUUGAGAGCUCUGAAGGAAGGCAAGACCAGCAUGCACCCGCCAUAUUCUUUGGGGCAGCUGGUCCCCGAGAGGCCCAGGCCCACCCCAGUGCUUGUUCCCCUCAUCUCUCCACCGGUGUCCCCCAGCAGCCUUGGGUCUGACAACGCCUCAAGCCACAGCCGACCAGAUGCCAGGGACCCACGGAGCCCUUAUGACAUCAGCAAUAGAGACUACUUCUUCCCCAGAUAA